AUGAAUGGAGAAGAGAAAAUCUAUGGUGUCUGGGAAGGCCCUGACGCCAUGGAUGUAAAAUUAAUAUCUUCUGAUGGCCAUGAAUUUAUUGUAAAAAGAGAACAUGCGUUAACAUCAGGAACAAUAAAGGCCAUGUUGAGUGGACCAGGUCAGUUUGCGGAGAAAGAAACCAAUGAGGUCAAUUUUAGAGAGAUCCCUUCGCACUUGCUCUCGAAAGUGUGCAUGUAUUUUACCUACAAGGUCCAUUACACUAACAGCUCCACCGAGAUUCCUGAAUUCCCAAUUGCACCCGAAAUUGCACUGGAACUGCUCAUGGCUGCGAACUUCCUAGAUUGUUAA
Messenger RNA from Arvicola amphibius (Eurasian water vole), 339 nucleotides. Its product is annotated as elongin-C-like. The transcript has a single exon. NCBI's taxonomy places the organism in Eukaryota, Metazoa, Chordata, Mammalia, Rodentia, Cricetidae. Bases 1 to 339 code for a protein of 112 amino acids. Gene Ontology annotation, molecular function: protein-macromolecule adaptor activity. Gene Ontology annotation, cellular component: elongin complex. Gene Ontology annotation, biological process: ubiquitin-dependent protein catabolic process. The record is from RefSeq and is a predicted model, not a curated record.